AUGAAUGAGAUAAUAGUGAAGAUUAUAAAGAAGAGGAGUGUGGAGGAGGUGAGGACGGGCAGCUCCAACCACAAAGAAGCCAUUCUUUCUCGGACGACCAAUCUUUUUUUAGGACAAACAUUCAAGUAUAAGAAAACAUUAAAACUUUUGUUGAAGCAGGCGUCGGUGAAAAUGUCGUCUAAUUACAUAACUCUGAAGAGUAGUAAGAAAUACUUGAGGGUGAGGUGCGUAGAUCGUACUUGCCGGUGGAUGGUGCGUGCAUGUGCUAUCGGAGAAUCGGGUUGGUUUCACGUCCACAAGUACGUGGGAGAGCAUACUUGUGGCGUUGAUCAUGUCACGGGAAAGCACAAGAAUGUCACCGUGGAGGUCAUUGCCUCACUUAUUUUGAACUUUUUCGUCGACAACAAAGGCGUCAUUGCGAAGAACAUAGUUCGAGGUACGCCCGUGCAUGGAUAUGUAGUGCUUCCCGUAUUUUCAUAUAUUUUCAACGGCCUCAACCCCAGGUCUAUUAAUUACCUCAGGGUCGAUGAGGAGUCUGGCAGGUUUAUUUACUACUUUAUGGCGUUUGGGGCUUUCAUCUGUGGAUAUGCACACAUGAUAAAGGUCGUUGCCGUUGAUGGCACGCAUUUGUCCAGCAAGUACAAGGGCGUACUGUUGUCUGCUGUCGCUCAAGAUACGCAGAAUCAUAUCUAUCCCUUAGCAUAUUGUGUGGUGGAUAAGGAGAACGAUGCGUCGUGGGGCUUCUUCUUUGAGAAGCUUAAGGCCUUUGUCGUCGACGAACCAAAGUUGUGCGUUAUCUCCGACAGACACGCGUACACGUUGGAAGAAUUUAAUGACUACUUCAACGCCCUUAAAGAAAGAUGCCCCAGCGCAGCAGCUUGCCUCGAGCAUAAAGUAGGAUUUGAAAAGUGGAGCCGGGCUCACUUUCUAGGUAAUCGAUUCAACGUCAUGACCUCAAACAUCGCUGAGUCGCUCAACUCAAUGUUGCGCGAUGAAAGAGAGUAUCCAGUGGCGGCCAUUUUCAAUUCAAUUGCACAUAGAUUUGGAGAAAUAUUCAGGAAGAGGUAUGCGGAGGUGGACAAUUCAAAGACAACCUUCAUUCUCGUAGCCGAGACGAUCUUGAGGGAAAACAUGAUCGAGGGGGACAAAUUAUAUGUGAACAACAUAAACGGAAGCACCGACGAAUUCACCGUGCUUGGCUAUGGCCAUUCCGCAAAAGUUAAUCUUUCGAGACGGUCAUGUUCUUGCAGAAAGUAUGACUUGGUGAAAUUGACAUGCACUCAUGCAAUGGCAGCGUUGCGUUUGAAGCACGGGGACGAGUACGACACUAGCAUUUAUAACUACUCUUCGCAAAUAUAUUCGAAAGAAUCAUACCUCCUUGCAUACUUGGAACCUAUUUGUGCAACACCACUUGAUUCGAAGUGGAGUGUGGCGCGAGAGUAUCUUGAAAUGCAAGUUCUUCCACCCGACUUCGAUCCCAAACUAGAACGGAGAAAGGUGAAACGUGUUAAGGGUGUAUUGGAACCUUCAAGGUACAAGAAAAGAAACAAGUGCUCCAAGUGCAAAAGGCUGGGACAUAAGAGAACAACAUGCAACCUUAACGUAGGAUAG
This is a messenger RNA of Capsicum annuum, 1611 nucleotides long. RefSeq lists its product as uncharacterized. The record is from RefSeq and is a predicted model, not a curated record. Lineage: Eukaryota; Viridiplantae; Streptophyta; Magnoliopsida; Solanales; Solanaceae. The coding region runs from base 1 to 1611 and encodes 536 amino acids. The transcript has 3 exons. Gene Ontology annotation, molecular function: zinc ion binding.